Gaeumannomyces tritici R3-111a-1 is the source of this 2721-nucleotide messenger RNA. RefSeq names its product septation protein SUN4. The record is from RefSeq and is a predicted model, not a curated record. Gene Ontology annotation, biological process: fungal-type cell wall organization. Lineage: Eukaryota; Fungi; Ascomycota; Sordariomycetes; Magnaporthales; Magnaporthaceae. Gene Ontology annotation, cellular component: fungal-type cell wall; cell surface. The transcript is spliced from 4 exons. Bases 785 to 2074 code for a protein of 429 amino acids.
CAGAAGCCGCCAAAAGAGCUGGAUCCACCCCCGAAAAAGGGGGGCGUUUAAGCUAGGACGGGAGAAAGCAAAGGCCCAUUCAAGGUGACCGGAUGGCGCAUGCGAUAGAGAAGGCGCGCCCGUCUAGACUAUCGCCAGAGCCAAAACGGCAGAAAGAAGAGAAAGAGGGCAACGAAAGGGGUUAGACCGUCUCCGCUGGUCAAAGAUCACGGGUCACGCCAGACUGGAACGGAAGGGAAGAGCACGAUGCCGCCGUUCACGAUUGAGGUCUCUUAGUGUUGCAUGCCAGUCUCGAGUUGGGCGGGCAAAGCACCAGUCCGCUUCCUUGGAAGCACUCAAAAGGCACAACAAGACCCUCGUCGGGCCAAGAGCAUCCCGCGCUGGCUUUUAUCUCGUAAUUGGCCUCAUCAAUCCAUACCCACAAACGGCACAUCGUUCUCAUGGUGGCCAGCGCGCCCUUCUAGCUUGAUCAAAACUCCCUUCCCGACCGCCGUCUGCACAUCCACUCUGGACCUCUUCACCACACCACGCUGCUCACCCAACAGAGGUUUCCCUCUAUCACGCUCUUUUGAGACCGCGGACAGGCCAACCAACUAUUACGCUCUUUUUCUCUACCAGUCUCGACGCUCGUUUUCUCACUUCGUUGCAAGGACAGGGCCGUCAUCUCGUCCUUUUCCAAGAUCUUUGUGACAAGAACCUGUGGCUCUGACACAGCAGCCUUAUCGACUCGUCCGAUAUUGGAUCACCUCGAAUCAGAAUCCCUAAUUCACACCCUACCUUCGCAAUGAAGGGGAUCACGCAGUUCGCCCUCGCGGCCUCCCUGGUUGCAGGAACCCAGGCCUCGCACCAGCACCACCGCCACCACCACGCUAAGCGCGUGAUCGAGAACCUCGAGAAGCGCACUCCCGAGGUCGUCACCACCUAUGUCGAGGGCCCCGUCGUUGCCGUGUACGAGCUCGACGGUAAGGUCGUCGAGGAGGGGAAGGCCAAGGCUGGUCUUGCCGACGGUCUUUACUCGGUUAUCGGCGAGACCACACCGACCUUCACCCCGCCGCCGCCUCCCCCGCCCAAGACCACUUCGGCGAAGCCCACCACCUCGUCCACCUCGCAGGCGGCGCAGUUCUUCGAGCAAAAGGCCUCGCCGUCUCCCGAGCCCAAGACGAGCGCCCCGGCUCCCGUCUCGUCGAGCCCCAGCGUUGGUUCCGGCUCUGGCUCUGGCUCGGGUGCCACUGGCCUCGAUGCCGACUUCCCCAGCGGCAAGCUUGACUGCAGCUCCCUCCCAACCCAGUACGGUGCCCAGUCCGUCCCUUGGCUCGGCCUGGACGGCUGGCUCAGCUUCCAGCAGCCCGACGACAAGAAGUGGAUCCCCGGUGUUAUGAUCAACACCAUCCACCAGCCCAUCUCGGGUGGUUGCCCCAAGGGCGCCUUCUGCGCGUAUGCCUGCCCCAACGGCUACCAGAAGACGCAGUGGCCCACGUCGUCGCAGGGGUCCACCGGCCAGUCUAUUGGUGGUCUGUGGUGUAACGAGAACGGCAAGCUUGAGCUUACCCGCCCUGAGUUCCCCCAGCUGUGCCAGAAGGGUGCCGGCGGCGUCUUUGUCCAGAACAAACUCGAUGACGUGGCCAACGUCUGCCAGACCAACUACCCCGGUGACGAGAAGAUGUCGAUUGCCACCGAGACCAAGCCGGGCGGCAAGUACGAGCUCAUGAACCCGGACGCGAAGACGUCGUACUGGUGGAAGAACUCCCCGACCAGCGCUCAGUACUACCUCAACAACGAGGGUGUCGACGUCGAGAACUCUUGCACCUGGAAGAGCUCCAAGUACCCCGACUCUGCCGGAAACUGGUCCCCUGCCAACCUCGGCGUCGGCAAGGACAUCCACGGCAUCACCUACAUCUCCAUCUUCUGGAACCAACCUACCAGCAGCGCCAAGCUCAACUACAACGUCGAGAUCACGGGAGACGUCACCGCCCCCUGCGCGCUGAAGGACGGAAAAUUCACCGGCGGCGGCAACGGCUGCACUACCGCCAUUAGCAAGCCCGGCGGUACCGUCACCGUUGUCUUCAGCAAAUAAGCCCCUCUUGGAGGUGGCCCGGCCGUCCUGUGUUGUCUGUGGAUGUCUUACUCCUUAGUUUCUUGGUAUAUCUCGGUGGCAUUAGUUGCUUCAUCCGCUCUCCCUUUAUCGAAACUGUCCUCGGCACACACUUGCGGCUGAAGCCGAGGCGGGGGAGUGGCUCCUUUCCUAAGUCUAUUAUAAUUAGCUGUGCAUCCCUUGUAUCCUGCAUUGGUGAUGUCAUGGGUUGUAUGAGGUCUGGGGUUGAUGGAACCCGUGGAGCGUGCUCUCUCGACGUCUCGGGUUGCCGCAUUGUACCGCCCACCCUAACCGCAGCCCCUGGAUUUUUCGGAUUCGGGUGUUUUGGAAGAAGUCGGCUGGUUGCGCGGUCGGAGCCGUGGGUUGUUCUCACUCGCAUCGCCCUGCUCUCCCCAACCCUGUGUCCCUGUAGGGUCGCCAAGGUGCUUAUUUACCUAGUUGCUAAUUGUCAUUUGCUCGUCCAAAAGCAUUCUUCUCGAUAUUGUGCAGGGAGCUGGGGUUUGCCCAUGCGAGAGCUCCUUUUGUCUAUAGCACCUGCUUCGAACUCUCCACAAACUUAAAUAUGUAUCCGAGUACCACCUACGUACAUACCUACCUAUUUAAUCAAAUGCUGUACCGACGGAGAUGCG